AUGUUAAAAGUUAUGACUCUGAUCAGAAAAGAUAUUUUUUUAAGGAAUAAUUGUGAUAUAUUAGCGGACUGCAAUAAGAUAAAGAAAUGUGGAACCACAUGUUCAAUGGGCUUAGCAAAAGUAAGUAGUAACACAUUUAAAUGGUAUACAACCUUGUCAGAUGAAGCAGUAAAAGCGAUAACAAAUUUGAAGGAUGUGGUGAAAAAACAAGAUAAAAAAAAAAAAAAUAUUACAAGAGAGACUCUUAAAAAUUGUCAAGGUCAUAAAAGAAGAUAUAAAUUAUUUGGGGAUAGAGAAGAAUUUCAUAAUAUAGAUAGAGAUAAGAAUAACUUAAUAAUAGAACCAACUGAUUCCUUUCGAGCUGUUAUUACAACAUCGAAAAAUAAUGUACAUAUUCAAGUUAUAAACAAAAGUAAAAAUUACAAAACCAUAUUUGGUUCCUUUGCUGGUAAUGUUGGAUUUACAAAAUCAUUACAGCAAAGUGAAAGAUGUGCUUAUAGGAUUGGAGAAAAUAUAGCUAAAAAAUGUAGAAGACUUGGAAUUUUUUCAAUUGAUAUAAAAUUUAGAAGAAUUAUGAGAGUUGAAACUGUUUUACAAGCAAUGUAUGCUAAUAACUUAAAUAUUACUCAGAUUAUACAUGAACCUAGAUUACCAAAAUGUGGAUUAAAUUCAUCCAAGCCAAGGAAAAGAAGACGUGUUUAA
This is a messenger RNA of Plasmodium malariae, 702 nucleotides long. RefSeq names its product mitochondrial ribosomal protein S11 precursor, putative. Gene Ontology annotation, molecular function: structural constituent of ribosome. The transcript has a single exon. Gene Ontology annotation, biological process: translation. Lineage: Eukaryota; Apicomplexa; Aconoidasida; Haemosporida; Plasmodiidae. The record is from RefSeq and is a predicted model, not a curated record. Bases 1 to 702 code for a protein of 233 amino acids. Gene Ontology annotation, cellular component: ribosome.